Molecule: messenger RNA, 2693 nt
Organism: Vitrella brassicaformis
Lineage: Eukaryota; Vitrellaceae
Source: the annotation of a GenBank genome assembly
CCAACUUGUCUCAAAGCCUCCUCCUAUCUUCAUGUCUCUGUGCUCAUGGUGAGUCUCUUCCAUUCGCUUCACUUCGCCCCUUCCGUCUUCAUCUGUUCCGCCUUCCAGUGGCAGCACUGCUUGAUAAACUCUUUGUAGUCGAUUCGUUCCUCUUCCGCCUCACCUGUCUCCUCACACAGUCUCUCAAAUGUACCCUGAAUCAUUGAGAGGAGAAACCGAGAAAAGGUCAUCCCCUUUCGACGUGGAAAGCAGCUUUACUUGAGACAUCCGCAGUGUCUCUCCUGCCGCUGUGUCGACAGCGUCUUUAAGCAAUUCAGGGCUCAACGUGCCCGACUGGUCCUCGUCUUUUUCCGUGCACGUCUGCAGGACAUCAAGAUGACUGCCCAUGCCUGCUCUUAUCAUGUGCAAACUCACGUCUAUCAGCGUUUGGUAUCGCUGUUUGAUAAACUCCCAGGUCUCUUCCUCGCCCUCCGCCUCGACCUAUAUUCGUAUGCAGUCCAGUCAGCGAAGGCCCUCCAACGCUUAGCUUGACUUGCUGACCUCUUCGCCACCAGUAUCAUCCCCCGGCUGCUCACCCCCCUCCCACUGCUCCUCUUCUUCCUCUUCAAGCACCUGAUGCUUGAAUUGAACUCUGCUCUCCUGCCUCCGCGGUGCCUCCUUGCGUGGCGAGCGAGGUGAUAGGCUCUCUGCUGACCGCCGCCUCGUAGGUGACCGCUUCUCUUUUGCAAGCGCUUCGAAUUCAUGCCAUGGAGCGCCAGCAAAGCCCAACUGAGAGAUGAAUGGACUGUGCGACGACUCUGGAUCGACUGUGAAGUUGCUCACUGGCUUGGUAGGCUUGCGCUGUCUUGGGUAUGUCUGCGUUGACUGCGAGUCUUGUGGGCUCGUGUCACCUCUUGAUGGAGGCACACGAGGGGCAUAGCGAGACAAAGUGCGAAGCUUCUGCCGCAGAUCCUGAGACCAAUGAAUGCACAGGGACCUUCAAGGCGCAUCUGUCUUCCAUAAUUUGCUCACUCUGAUGGCAUCGGGAUGACUCGGGUGGCACUGAAAGACCCGCAGGGAGGCCUUGUAGUAUUCACUAGCGUCGUGAAAUCGCCGCUGGACCACGCAGACUGUUCCGAGAGCCUUCAGCGUACGACCCACGGCCACUGACAGCUCCCCGAAGAGAUGUCUCUCUAGUUCCAGCACAUCUGCACAAGCAACAACAUAGAAAACAAAAGUCUAUCCUUCUGUGGAUAUCUCCCUGUUGAGCACCUUUGAGCGAGUUGAAGGCCAAAUCGUGUCUGUCCGCCUUGCAUUGCAGCAAAGCCAGGUUGCGCAUGCCCUUGAUAGUGUUUGGGUGCUCAUGUCCCAGCACCUCCGUCGCUAUUCCAGCUGCAGACCUGCAGCAAAGGCCAAAGGAGACUGCAAGAUUCCUGAAUCCAUAAUCCUUACUCGAGAAGGUCCAUGGCUUCUUCCGUGUCUCCCUUGGCAUGCAUCCACUCGCUCAGGCGAAAGGCGGACUCAAUGAGCAGGGCCGAUGACGGGCUGCUCUCCUCAAGCGUCUCCACGGCCCGACGAAUCAAAGCUGCGGUCGACACACAUGUGCUGUCAUCAGCUGGGGAUCGAGCCCGUGUCUCCUGGCGGUAUACUUACCGAUGGCAUCAUCUUUCUGUCCCGACGCCCAUUGUGUCUCUGCCAUUCGCAGCCACACUUCCACGGUGCCCUCAUGUUGAAGCCCCAGCAUGUCUUCGCGGAUCUCCCAUGCCUAGAGAAACAGUGAACAUUCGGCUGCCCGACGGAUCCUUUCAGGGGACGACGUCCUACAGCUGAGAGGUGGUCGAGUGCUGUGUCCCAAUUCUUCAGCUCGAUGGCGGCGAGAGCAAGCCACACCUGAAGCUGAGGAAAGAGCGAGAAGCGCGCCACACACAUACAAUGCGCAGGACGGAAGACAUGCGUCUACCUUGGCGUAAUAAAGGUUGCUUUCGCCAUGCACGCCGACACAUAAACGCGCCGCAGCACUCAGCUUCUGUACACGUCAUCCAAUGGCAGCCCACGAUAGGCGUCUCUUUUCUUUCGGUGCCAUGCGCUCACUUUGGUGGCCGCUGAGACGUUCUGUUCGUGAAUCAGGAGGAGGUAGGCGGUGCUCCCAUUGAGCUCCGUCAUCAAGCGGUCUCUGUCGAGCGAGGACCGCAACUUGGACACGACUGAUUGGGCCUGGCGGAAGAGAAAGACAGACAGGCAGACAACAAGAGAGACAGGCAGACAACAAGAGAGACAGGCAGAUGUACCCGCCCUGUCGGAUCCUUCUGCUACAUCUUUCAGAUGAUGACGGGCCUGUUCCGGGUAGCCCCCGCGGAUGUAGGCCUCACUGCAAAGAGAAAGCAGCGGACGCGGUGCGCGGCGUCUCUGAGUGUGGUCUCUCACUCACGCCAAUCUGCAUGACGCAAGUCCCAUGUUCGUGGGCGGAUGUUGAAAGGCAUCGACCAGCAUCUUGCACACCGCCAUCUCCCGUAUCCGCACCUCAAUGAGCCGCUCAGCGUCGUCGAGCAGUUCCAAAGUCGCUGCUGUCUGCUCGAGAUGCUCGAGCUUCUCCCACGGCGUUGGCAGCGGCGGCUCCUCUGGCUCGUCUGCCGUGUCACGCGCAGCUGCUUUCUCUGCUGCAGUGGGCGAGUUGUCGUCCUCUAGAACACCCGACAAUGUCGACAACAUUUUCG